This is a messenger RNA of Pelmatolapia mariae (spotted tilapia), 1900 nucleotides long. RefSeq names its product small nuclear RNA activating complex, polypeptide 1b (gene snapc1b). Gene Ontology annotation, biological process: snRNA transcription by RNA polymerase III; snRNA transcription by RNA polymerase II. NCBI's taxonomy places the organism in Eukaryota, Metazoa, Chordata, Actinopteri, Cichliformes, Cichlidae. Gene Ontology annotation, molecular function: sequence-specific DNA binding. Gene Ontology annotation, cellular component: snRNA-activating protein complex. The transcript is spliced from 10 exons. Bases 252 to 1310 code for a protein of 352 amino acids. The record is from RefSeq and is a predicted model, not a curated record.
AAAAAAUGUGACCUCCAUUUUUCAAGACGGUCAGUGGAGGUGUCGUCAGCCGUCGAGGACUGGUGACGUACUAAGUGGUCGACGGUUGUUGAAUCUUGUGUUUAUAUUUCGGUCUCGCUAACCAAGAGACAUUUUCUCGCUGCAGAAGCUUCAAAAUAAACGUAAAUAAAAAUAAAAGUCUAUUAUGUCCACGACGUAAGCUCUGUGGCGUUGUGUUUUCACGUUGACUCGUGUGUGGAGGCAUCAGGACGAUGGAUUUCUGCGGGAAACAGGUGAAAGCAGACUGCGAGCAGCUCCUGAAACGCUUCCAGCGAACACAGUCCGUCCGCUUCGAGAUUUUCGCCAGAAUAUGGAGAGAGAUGAAGUUCUCACAGAUUUUCUAUGGCACUGUGAAUCACGAGAAGCGAAAAUUCAGUCGUCUGAUACUGGACGUGGCCUCUGUUUUCUUCCUGCCACCCUUCAGCUUCCAGAUCCGAGUAGGAGGACUUUACCUCCUGUACAGCUUGUAUCAGUGCCAGAAUGCGUCACCCUCUGAGCAGAUCCGUCUGGCACUGAAGGACUGGGCGGACGUGAAGACGUUUGAGAAAGACGCUACAGAGGCUCAGCACUUCGACGUGGUCUACAUCCUCCAGCAGCUCAUGUUCUGUAAAGCUUUCCACUUCACCGCCACACCCUCUCUGCUCACCUACAAUAAGAAGAGGAAGGUGGAAAGGUCGCCAAUGCAUGAGGAGUUCAUGGAGCGAGUGUCCCGUCCACAGGAGCUGGUUAACAUCGAGCUGCUGGAAGAAAUGGACAACAUUCACCAGCACUAUGAAAAUCUGAAGGCAUCCACCCUCUCUCUGACAUCAGCACAGCAAGAUCCGUCCGUCAGCCUGAUCCGUAAAAACCUCGUUCCUCAGCUUCGCAACACUGUGGUUGACUUCUACAAUUGGCAGAAAAGGAAGGACAGUGUGGAUGAAGAAGAGGACAGCAGUGAGGGAACAUCAUCCCAGCAGGAGUGCUCCAAAAGGGCAGGGCUCCUUGCUUCCAUCAAAUCGAAGGCGUACGGACAAGCAGCAGAGGCCUCCAAGUCAAGGCGUCACCGCCAGGUGGAAGUGGAUUUCACCAGUAACGAGGCCAGGUCCGCCCUCACGUUAGGUCGCUCCAGAAUAACCAAGCCGUCGCUCAAAGCCAGAACCAGUGAGAAUCUCCAUAUUUCAGGUGACUUGUGGACGGAAGCAAUGACGACCACUAAGAUCAGUCGGCUUGCACAGCUCGAGUCUGCUCGUGAUGAUAAACCGAAACAGUACAAAAAGUUCAAGUGGUCCUGAAGAAACUGCACAACACUGGAGCUGCUGUUCAGAGCAUUCACUGAAGUCUGAUAUGUGCUUUGCUAUUGUAAUAAAUCAUGUUGGCAUCUUUACCUUUUUUAUUCAUGUUUUUAAAUUAUUUUUUAAUCAGUUCAUUGGUGGUUAAAUUACAGUUACAGUAAAUUAAUAGAAACAUUGUUCAUAGCAAAGCUUAUCGCUAUGUAGCUUUCUCUCUGAAGGAUACACCAUCUGCUGAAGCAUUUUCAUUCAUGUGUUUAUAUAUUUCAAUAUUUGAUAAAAUGUGAUAGUUUUAUAUAAAAACUUUUUUUUUUUUACAGUUACAGUUGUCUGUCUCUUUCUUGUGUAACAUUCCAUGUGUUUGAAAAUGUGGACAUCUGGUUUUCAGUAGCCUGUCUUGCUAUUUUGUUUCUUGUAAUUCAUUAUCUUCUUUUUGCUUGAUUUGUUUUUUCCUCGCAGUGCUUAUAAUUUUUGGGCAAAUGCCAAGAUGUUAGUCCUUGAAUUCUUUAAAACUGAUAAAAACAGCUGGAGGGAGGUUUGUAAAUUCAAUUUUAGCCUAAGCUAGUUGUUGCUAUGUUAAUAACUGGUUUACG